GUACACCCGACACACACACUUGUUGAUCUUUCCGCCAGCGGAGAGGAGAAAACUUGACUGUUCGAAUCGUCUCCUUUCCUUUUUUUUUUUCUCUGCAUGCAUGUCGUAAUACUAGUUCAGUGUAAAUCUUUGGACUUCGAGGUGGAAUAUUCCUAAACUGUUGUGGGAAGUGGUUCAAAUUAUGGAAAGAUCUUCCUUUUGUUUCCAGGAUAACGUGUUCGAAGACGACCAAAUAGUCCCCGACUGUUCACCAACUUUGAGGUAUAAUUCUUGUCCAUCGUCUCAGGGGAACUGGACUACUAGCUGGAAAGAAAAUUCGCACAACCUGGAUAAGCACGAUCGAAAUUAUGACAGGGGUUUUUAUUGCUCACAGCAACCCCGAAGGGCGAGUGCAUCCGUCGUAGAUGAAUUCUUCGAGGACAGUAACAACAUCUUUUCCUCGUUGCCUUCCUUCACGAAGCCGAGCCAGCCUCUAAUGAAUCAUAACACCACUGUCCCAGCGGGGCAGUCUUAUCUCAACCCAUCGUCUUUCAACAUCAACUCUUGCGUGAAAAAGCCUUGCCCGCCAACGAACGUGGUCAACCAGUCUGAAGAGGUGUACGCCAUUGCAUCACCUGCCAUCAUGAAUUUUGUGGAAAUUGGUGAGUCUUCCGACUUGCCAGGACUCUUUGACAGUAUCACUCCGCCUCAUCAUAGUCCGGCUGCUUGCAUCAAGACAGAGAAGAUGCAACCGGACACUUGCUCAUUCCCUCCGGGAUCUCCAGAAUUUGCAUCGCUGCUGGAUGUCAGCAUGCCCGAACAGGUCAUCGUGAAGCGAGAACCCAGUGUAGAUAACAGUGGUAUGCAACAGUAUCCUCUUAUGCCGGUGCCACAAGUGUCCCAGAGUACUUACUUGGGGCACUACGCCAUGUCCAGGCUUAUGAUGCCAUUAACGCCGCCCAGCUCUGAACCCGGGAGUGAUUCUGUGGAUUCAGUGAAUGUAAGAACUACACCACCGCCCCCAUACGUCUCCGCGUCCCAAAAUAAUUUGUUGUCAGCAUUACUGGACAUAAAUGAGGACCAGGAUACAAAGUCUACAACCUACAACAGGAGGAAUAAUCCUGAACUCGAAAGAAGGCGGACACAUCGCUGCAUGUAUCCAGGUUGCGUAAAAAUCUAUACAAAAAGUUCUCAUCUAAAAGCUCAUCAAAGGAUUCAUACUGGUGAGAAACCUUACCACUGCUCAUGGGAUAAGUGCGACUGGCGCUUUGCUCGUUCUGACGAAUUGACCCGCCAUUACCGGAAGCACACAGGUGCCAAACCCUUCAAGUGCAAAGUGUGCGACAGAUCCUUCGCCAGGUCUGAUCACUUGGCCCUGCACAUGAAGAGACAUAUGCCCAAAAUCAAGUGAAGCAACAGUUGUAAGAACUCGUCAGUGAUAUAAAGAACAUAAAAGGAAGUACUGGUGUGUGUGUGUGUGUGCUUUUUUUUUUUUUCAUAUCGUUCGCUAUCAACAACUACUCAACGAUGUCACCAUCUGGCUGUACUGGUGUUAAAGACAGAAUUCCAAGAAUUAGGACUUGGCAACAUGGUGAACUGUCUAAGGUUGUGGUGUGAAGGCAAGCUUCUUUGGUUUGGUUUAAGGUACGACGGGAUUGUAUGAAUGAACGAUGGACAUCAUUCUGUGACCCAUUUUAGCAUCUGCACCAACUGCUAGACUUAACUGAUGAUACGGGACUGCCACUAUUUUUACACUUCCAGAAGAUUUUUAUUCAUUUUAUCCAUUUCGCUCCUUGCAGUUAUUUUUUCACGGACACAGACAAAACAACGGUUAACGAAAUUCCUUUAUUAAAUAGGAUAACAUCUAUUAAAAUUAUAAUACCCAUCAUUAAAUUUAAAUAUGAUUUUUCAGCAGGAUACGUGCAUAAAAAUAUAUAGAUGUUAUCUAAUAAAAAAAUUUCUAUUUAAAAGAAGCACCACUGGCUGUUCAAACUAUAAGACAUUGUCUCCACGGUUAACAAUGAUGAAGGCUUCAGUGGGCUCAUUUGGUAGAUUAAAUGAGGUAGAGGAAGAUUAUUAAAUGAAUGCAUAACCACAAAUAAAUUGAUUUAUUUGUGUAAUAAUGAGGAGUUAAGAUCUACAUGAAUAUCUACUUUAAAUCAAUUCUGAGAUUCAUCCUUAAUAAACAAUAUUAUGUAUCUUGUAUAUGGAAUGACUUGUGACUAACGUGAUGUCUACAUAUAUUUUAAAAGGAUAUUUUUAUCAUUAAAGACUUUUACUCCAAAAUUAUAUGUUAGAAUAUGAAUUUUUUAUGCUGCUUUAAAACAUAUUUUAAUUUUUAAUGGGCUUAUUUACAUUUUUGUAAAGAAUACCAUUUUAUCUGUUAAAAGGAAAAAUGCUAGAAAUUUUUUUAUUUAGUAAUAUAAUUAGAAAUGAUGUAUAAUUUUACCUUAUUUCUAAUAUUUUUCUGCCUCCAUCUGCUGUUCGUUGUUGCUCUGAAGUUGCUUAUUAAAAGAUCUAAUUCAAAGAAAAAUUGUAAAAUUAUUAGAUAAAUAUUAUUAACUUAUAUAAAUUUGUUUAAAGCUUGCAUGUGAAUGGUAUUGUUUUAUAUGGAAAACAGUAUCUAACUAUCAAAGAAUUAUAUUUUAAAGUGGGUGCUAAGUCUGAAUUCCAUCUGAAUAAAAAUAUACUAUUCCUCUACGCCUUCCUUUUGUCGUGUCACUGCUCUUUUCAAUUAAAAUUUUACUGUUUUUGUUCUUCUAAGUGUGAGUACUUGGCAAAAGCCUGGUAUAUUUGAUCUCAAAGAGCGAAAUGAGCAGCGACUGUGUUUCUGAUUUGACAAAAAUGGCACAAAGAAAUUGAAACAAAUAUUUAAUUUAUUUUGAAGCCAAAAAUUCAACCCCUCUUAAAAAUUCAAAACCGCUAUCUUGAUCCAUCCAGGAAAGUGUAGUCUAUUUUUAACUUUUUCAUUUUUUUAUUAUUAUUAUUAUUAUUAUUAUUCGAGAAUUUCUACAAAUGCUAUCCAGCGGUUGUGUUGACCAGAUAAGCAUAUGACUUUCGAGACCUUGCAGAUUAUUAAAUAAGAGAUACUAGUUAAUCUGUAUAUUUUCAGAAUAUUUACUCCGAGUCUUUUUACCUUUGACGAUCGUCGAAAUUAAAUAAAAAUAAGAUCACUUGUAGGGGCAAAAGUUUAUGCUUAGUUAUUUUUAACUUUUAUUUUUAUUUACUCAAACGAAUUUCAAUUCAUAAACUGUACAAUUAUUAAAAAAAAAAAAAAAUUAGAAAAUUUUAUAUAUUUCAAUAUUUUAUAAAUGACCUAAAAUAUAUUUAAUUAAACACAAUGUAGACAAAGCCAUUGGAAUCGCUAUUAUAUGCGAACAACAGUUUCGACAAGAAGUCAGACCCGGACGUUGGGAAAAUGUAGAUAUUAAUUUUCAUUUCUGCAUAGUAUGCUGAAAUAUAUUGAUAAAAGAUAUUUUGUAUUUUACCAGAGAAUGUAUUUCAGCUUUCAAAACACUAGAUUAAAAAAAGUGUGGUGGAAGAAUUUUUAUUCUGCCCAUUUUAGUCACUUGAUUUCUGACUUGGUUGUAUUGGUUCUGUAUCUCUCUAAAAAUUCGAUUGAGAAUGCAUGCUUUUAGAACAACAUUUUAACAUCAUUCAUAAGCAGUUUAAUGUUAAGUUGUAAUAAUUUUGCUAUAAAGAA
Messenger RNA from Argiope bruennichi, 3682 nucleotides. RefSeq names its product Krueppel-like factor 5. Bases 182 to 1390 code for a protein of 402 amino acids. Lineage: Eukaryota; Metazoa; Arthropoda; Arachnida; Araneae; Araneidae. Gene Ontology annotation, biological process: regulation of transcription by RNA polymerase II. The record is from RefSeq and is a predicted model, not a curated record. The transcript has 4 exons. Gene Ontology annotation, molecular function: DNA-binding transcription factor activity, RNA polymerase II-specific; RNA polymerase II cis-regulatory region sequence-specific DNA binding.